Molecule: messenger RNA, 2086 nt
Organism: Scleropages formosus (Asian bonytongue)
Lineage: Eukaryota; Metazoa; Chordata; Actinopteri; Osteoglossiformes; Osteoglossidae
Product: protein CEBPZOS-like
Exons: 5
Coding region: 1460-1987 (175 amino acids)
Source: RefSeq, a predicted model, not a curated record
GAUUAGAUUUUAUUUUAAUUGCUGUACUGUGUCAUAUGUUGAUAAAAGGUGUUUUUAGAAAGACAAAGAACCACCAUACAUAUCUUCUACAAUUGUGCAAUUAUGUGUUUUGUACAGCAGUGAAGCAAUGGACACAUUUGUCUGCCUCCUGCUACUGUGUUUCAUUCAGUGUUCUACCAUAAUGCAUCUACAGCAUCCCCAAAAUAUUCAAGUACAGUAAUUGGAAAGUUUUCAUAGUAAAACUCAUCUAAAUAAAUUUAUUCAGAUUUUAUGGUAGGUGUCGUGACAUUUUCACAGGCUUGACGAGAACAAAAAAAAAAAGACCGCACAGCAAUAGCUUUCCAAAGAAAGCACAACAUGUCAGGAAUUAACACUGACCAGAGCACUUUAGUUUAAGUGCAUUCAUUAUGCACUUAUGUAUAUGAACACACACAAACACACACACACACUCACAGUGCAAAUAUUUCAUUACUGUCAUUUGCUACACCACUCUCCAGCUACAAAGUCCCAGUCAGAACACAACUUCAACAUCCCCACAAGGGUUAAUGAGUUAAACUUGCAAGUCAUCAUGGUAAAAAUUAGCAGUGAGACUCUUUAUACAGAGACACGCAGGAAAUGUUUGCUUCCCCGUGCCUGCGGUGAAAGCAAACAAGAACCCGGGCGGCUGGAUUCCCAGCCGACUGCCAGCCCACGCAGCUGCAGGCUGCCUCCCCUGGGAUGUUUACCUGUACACGAAUCUGAAAGGUGAUGAGGCUGGAAGCCACGCAAGGAGGAUCUACAGCAUUCAGGAGGCAAGGAGGGGGCCUGGCAACAGCCCCAGUGGAGCACCCCUAGGUAAGAAACACUGCUGUAAAAGAGGAAGGGAUUUCCGUAAAUACACACCUUUUCAAAGCGUAAAAAUCUUGAAGAGGGAAACGCUGCACAGUUUCGCCGCCCCCAAUCCAAGGAAUUUCAAAUCCGGUGUGGUGUAUUUUAGCGUAGAACAACUGAAGUGCCAGGCUGAGCAUGGGCCAAAAAUGGGUAGACGGUGGGCAGAACGGGAGUAUGAGUAAAAAUGAGUGCACAAAAAUCUAACUGAAUUUAACUGAAACUGCACGAUAAGGUCGCGAGGGGUCAUUUGAAAUGAUUGCAAAUGUUGUCUUUUUUGCACGUAUUAACGUCUUGUGAACAGGUGGAAAAUUAAGUUUGCCAAGCACGCCUACAAAUUUACUUUGGAACCCCUAACUUUGACAGUGAUCAAAAAUUAAUCUUUUCAAUAUUGUUUAAUAUUGUAUAAUUUGGUUUGAGGAGCUGUGCGGGAAGGACAAGAGAUGCGUGGCGCUAAACAAGAGCUACAGGUCACUGGGAGCAUCAAGAACUGCAACAUCAGUGUUCAAUCUGUGUCUGCUUGUCUCGGAACACCCACGGCAGGCACACACAACAGCAUCAGGGGGAGCCCAAUAAAUCAGGUCUUUAGAAGAUGAUGGCCAGUAAGCCAUGCGCCGAGGAGGCCAAUGGCACGGCCGCUUGUCAGGUCAUUACCUUGUCAGCUUUCAGCAGCUCCGGACAAACACAGCCUGCCCAUCUCCUUGCCCCCUCGUCUCAAUUGUGUCUGGUGGCGAAUGUCCGUUCACUGCAGGGGAGCUACCACCAAGCUUCCCCCGUGGUCAAUCCCUCCCGUGAUCCGGCCGCAGCCGCGCAGCCCUCCUCGCACCUCCUCAGCAUUCCCAGGCCUCCUCAGAAAGGAGCGUGCGGCUGUAAGAUGCCCCCCAAAACCAUGGAACCAUUUGCCAGGAAGCUGUUCAAAAGGGUGCUAGUUUUAGAAGUUGUUGGUGUGAUCGGCGCCUACAUGCUGUUUCAUAAGAUGAACACCAGCAGAGAUUUCAGGAAUACUAUGAAUAGAAGGUUCCCUUCAGUACUUGAAGUCUAUUACAAGUCCAACGAGUGGGCUGGGAUCCAUGGAAUCCGUGAGAGCGACCAAGAGGCAUGGUCUUCCAAAAAAGCCUAGAAUUCAGCUCACCCUACAGCCUUUUUCCUGCGGAGCGUCUUGACGUCUCGACCCUGAAUCCAGUCAUCCCUCUGGGCCUCCCACUUCAGCUGUUUCAGG